Messenger RNA from Cyclocybe aegerita, 1965 nucleotides. The record is from the annotation of a GenBank genome assembly. Lineage: Eukaryota; Fungi; Basidiomycota; Agaricomycetes; Agaricales; Hemipholiotaceae.
AUGACCGUUACACAACGGAAGCCGCAUCACUUACCCGAUGAGAUUCAAACUUUGAACGAGCCUGGCGUGCAGUAUUCGUGCGACGCAUGCGGGACCGACUUGACCCAUACCAUUCGUAUCAAAUGUGCCGAUCCCGUAUGCGUCCCCGGAGAAGGCGUGGACAUAUGUCCGGCAUGUUUCUGUGCUGGAAGGGAAUUCGGAAAGCAUCUCAGAGGUCAUGCAUAUCGCGUGAUAGAGAUGAAUUCAUACCCUAUUUUCACAGAAGACUGGGGUGCUGAUGAGGAGCUCUUACUCCUGACUGGUAUCUCGACGCACGGCAUUGGCAACUGGAAGAAGAUUGCAGAACAUGUUGGCACACGAACCAAGGAGGAAGUAGAGGAGCACUACCGGAAAGUUUACAUUGAGUCGAAGGAUUGGCCUUUGCCUCGGAUGGAUUUGGAGUUCGACAUUGAUUCAGAAGUUUUCCACGACCGUAAACGUCGAAGAAUAACCGCCAUGAAUAAUCAAGAACCCCCUCCACCCAAACCAGCACCAACAUCGUUACCUGGAAUCCACGAAAUUGCCACCUUUCUACCGGGUCGUCUCGAAUUCGAGCACGAAAUUGACAACGAAGCUGAAGAUCUGGUGAAGGACUUGGAGUUUGGCGUUGUGUACGACUAUGGCGGAGACCAAAUCGUGGAGGAUGAGAAUGACCUGGAUGUCAAGGCGCGCGUGAAGUGGGAAGAGGAUAAGCGGUUAGGGUUGUUGCCAGGACAGCGAAGCGGCUCGAUUCCUGCAGGGAAAGGACCAAUGAUUAACGGGGCGGUCAAUGGCUACCACGUUAACGGAGAGGUCAAGAAGCUGAAGUCAGAAGAUAUCACAAUGUCCAAUGGCAGUGGUUCGAACGAAGACGAUGGCUCAGAUGAACCUACUCAGCCACAGCCUUACGAAACGAAGGACUCCAUCACUUUCAAGUUGACACUCCUCGAGAUGUACUUCCAACGCGUGGAAAAGCGUCUGGAGACCAAGGCCCUGAUAUUUGAGCGUGGACUGUUGGAUUACAAGAAGAUGCAAGCUGCGGAGAAGAAGCGGCCGAGAGAAGAACGAGAGUUCCUCCAUCGAUUGCGACCCUUUGCAAGAUUGCAGACCGCCGAAGAUUAUGAGGCCUUCUCAACCGACAUGCUAUAUGAGGCGCUGCUUCGCAAACGGAUACAAGAGCUUCAACAAUACCGUAGACUCGGUCUGUCUACGGUCGCAGACAUCGAAAAAUAUGACAUUGAUCUGGCGAAACGGACCCAAGCCAAGGUUGCUCCUUUGCGCGAUUACGCCUCUGACAGGCUGCAACACCGUGCAACUGGUCGGGCGUCAUCUGGUCCUGAUCCUCGAAGAUCAAGUCUGGUGUCGUUCGACUCGGAAGGUAGAGGCUCUCGCGAGUCGACGCCUCGACUGGGUCCUUCAGCUGGCCCAAGCACUGCACCCACCGUCCGCCGGCCUCCUGCCCCGCUCAAUCUUGCCAACAGCCCUUCAGUCCACCUCCUUACCCCUGCGGAACAAGCCCUGUGUUCUCAUCUACGCAUCCUACCCAAACCUUACCUGGUCAUCAAAGAGACUCUUGUAAGAGAGUAUGCUCGACGAGGUGGCAAGCUUCGUCGGCGUGAGGCUCGCGACCUGGUAAAGAUCGACGUCAAUAAGACGAGUCGUGUGUGGGAUUUUCUUGUUCAGUCAGGCUAUCUCAAGAUCACCACCGAGCCUGCUGCAUCUGCUGCCCCUUUGAUGACUCCCUCUGUCUCUCAGUCGCAAGAAACCAGCUCUAUGCUCGUCCCUUCCCUCAACGGUUCGCCACAGAAGGAUGUCCAGAUGCAGAUGCGAAUAUCCCCUCGACCUCCAGCACCCCCUGCCAUGUCCUCUGCUUCGAGUAGUCAAAAUGGUUCGCUGUACAGUGCAUCUCUGCAGUCGAUACCACAAUCAUGGACAUCCAACCUUUGA